AAAAAAUACAUAAACAAAAACACCCCACUAUCAUCAGCCACUUUGCCUUUCUAGGUCGAAAACUCGCACGAAAUCUCGUUCGAGCCCUUUCUGCAAUCAGAAUCAGAAUCCCUAUAUAGCAAAGUUUUGACGCCAAAUCUAUAUUUGAAUUGCUUGGUUUGCAUCGAAGUUUUUGGAGUUGCAGAGACAAUCAAGAAUGCCUCCAAAGCAGCAAAAAUCGAAGGCCGAUUUGGCGAAGAAGCAGAAGGUUGUCGAAGACAAGACCUUCGGACUUAAAAACAAGAAUAAGAGCAAGAAUGUUCAGAAAUACGUUCAGACUCUACAACAAUCGGCUCAGCCGAAGCCCGACGCCACUAAACUCGCCGUCAAGAAAAAGAAAGAGGAAGAGAAAGCGAGAGAGAAGGAGCUGAAUGAUUUGUUCAAAGUUGCUGUUAGUCAGCCAAAAGUACCACUUGGUGUUGAUCCCAAGUCUAUAUUAUGCGAGUUUUUCAAGGCGGGACAAUGUACUAAGGGCUUUAAAUGCAAGUUCUCGCAUGAUCUCAAUGUUCAAAGAAAGGGUGAGAAGAUUGAUAUUUACAGUGAUACGCGUGACCAAGAAGACACUAUGGAAGAUUGGGAUCAAGAAACACUGGAAAAGGUUGUGGAGUCGAAGAAGAAUGAGUAUAACCAGAACAAGCCAACUGACAUAGUGUGCAAAUACUUUUUGGAAGCAGUUGAAAAGAAACAAUAUGGAUGGUUUUGGGUUUGCCCUAAUGGUGGCCAAAGUUGCCACUAUAGACAUGCUCUUCCUCCAGGAUAUGUUUUAAAAUCUCAAAUGAAGGCUCUACUUGAGGAAGAGAGUAACAAGAAACCCAUUGAAGACGAGAUUGAAGAACAGCGUGCAAAAGUAUCAACCACUACCCCAAUGACUACUGAACUGUUCAUGCAAUGGAAAAAGAAAAAGGUGGAAGAAAGAGAAGCUGGCUUGGCUGCACAACAAGCAGAGCGGGCUAAGAAUGAUCGCAUGAGUGGUCGGGAGUUGUUUCUGUCGGAUUCAAGCUGGUUUGUGGAUGAUGCUGAGGCGUAUGAAAAGUAUAACCGAGAAGAAGAGCAGGAGGAUUCAGAGAAGAAGGACAAGGACAAUUCAGCAGCAGCAGGAGCAAGCACUUCAACUGCAGUGGCUGAUUCUGAAGGGGCUCGACCUGAAGAUGAAGAUGAAGAUGACGAAGUUGAUGAUGAAGAUGAAGAUGAAGAUGACGAUGACGAGCUGGAUAUGGAUGAGUUGAACGAGCUCGAAGCCAGUUUAUCAAAAACAUCUAUUCAAAUUUCUGAGCCAGGUGUUGGGGCUUCAACUUAGGGGAGAGAAAUUGCUCAGUCCAAAAUAGAUUUGACGAGGGAUUUGGAGUACGUAUCCGGCUAUAAUUUAUAACUGUCUGUGAAAGAAUCUUAUAGUUUGAUCAGAGGUCCUAUUUGCACUUUCUUGUUUUUGUUUUCAUGCUGGGUAUCUGAUUUUCUAUUUGGUAGCCAUGAAUGAUUGCCUGAACCAUAUGCUGGAAAGAGGAGGGGAUUCUGUCUUAGACAACUACAUGCCUUUUAAAGCAGCAGUGUGAAAUGUUUAAAUUCCAAUGUCUUCCGAAUGGCAGAUUAAUUUGGGAUAUGACACUAAUAAAUGUUUGUGGUUCUUGUUUUU
Tripterygium wilfordii is the source of this 1669-nucleotide messenger RNA. RefSeq names its product zinc finger CCCH domain-containing protein 21. Bases 197 to 1336 code for a protein of 379 amino acids. Gene Ontology annotation, molecular function: mRNA binding; metal ion binding. NCBI's taxonomy places the organism in Eukaryota, Viridiplantae, Streptophyta, Magnoliopsida, Celastrales, Celastraceae. Gene Ontology annotation, cellular component: cytosol. The record is from RefSeq and is a predicted model, not a curated record. The transcript has 8 exons. Gene Ontology annotation, biological process: cytoplasmic translation.